This is a messenger RNA of Effrenium voratum, 5441 nucleotides long. The record is from the annotation of a GenBank genome assembly. NCBI's taxonomy places the organism in Eukaryota, Dinophyceae, Suessiales, Symbiodiniaceae.
AUGCCGCGUGGACGACACGCCUGGGCGUGUCGGCGCUGGGGCCGAAAGCUGAUGGUUUGCGUGUUAGCUGCUGCUGCAGGCUCCUGCUUUGUGGCGCCGAGUUGCUCCUUCCCCCGUGCUGGCAGCGUAGAGCCGCUGCGGGAUGUAUCUCAAGAGGCCGCUACGAAAAGGGUGCGGAAGGCUGCCAGGAUACCCAAGGCCAAAGUGAAGAAGCUGGGGAAGUCCAGGAAGGGCGCAUCUGAGAGCAGCGUGUGGGACUUUAUCAGGGAAAAGGACAAGCAAGCCUUGGAAGAAGGAGCUUUCAUGGAAACCUUUGCGGGGAAAGCGGUGGAGUCAGUGGUGUACUUUCUCUGCUUCCUGAUUAUACUGUGGGAGAUCUACUUGAACACGUGCCUUGACGAGACACACCCGGUGCCUGAGACUGCCUUGGGGGCCACGGAGCUGAGCUUGCGCACGAGCCGGAACGAGCCGGCAUUUUGGCUAGUUUUCUGCGAAGUCUUUCAUGGCACGCCUCAUUCCUUGCUAAUGCAGCAUGUUUUGCUGGUCUCAUUUGUCCUGGGCUGUGUGACCGCUGCCCGGAUCGACACCCGUGACUCUGUCCGGCGUGAUCAAGAGGACCCAGAGCCAGUCAACCUGGAUCGCAUCACUUGCCUCAGGGAGGACAAUCUUGACCUCGUGGGCGCAGCAGAUGCCGCGGACCGCUACUUCCUUCGCAAGGUGGUCGGCACAAGCAACGAGGAGACUCACGGGGAUAUUUAUAUCUUUGGUGAGCAGCUGCAAAUCAAAUCCCUGGAGGCCAAGGUGAGCUUCCAUAGGGCAGAUGCAGAUUCCUUUGAAUUUGAGCUUAGCGGUGACAGAACAACCGGAAAACAUGGGGAGUAUUCUGGACUUGGCAUCGCGGAAGUAUGGAUUAGCGGCUUUGAGGUCAUGACCAAGAAUAAACUGGUGAACUGGGCGACGGCUAUGGCGACCAAUCGGGAUGUCCUUCGCGAGGGCCAGGAUGGCACGCUCUACUUUUCCCUCUCGGGGAAGGUCCGUGCGAAAAAUGUGAAAGGGGUUUGGACUGCAGAAUUGGUGUCCAAAGAGGUGAAGUACUUCAAGUUCAAUUUUAACAGCCAGAAGGUUCUGGACUAUGCUUUGAACCAGUUCGGUGGGCUUGAUCAGCUGGUGUUGGACAGCCUGUUUGGCAUCAUCAAAUCGCAAGUCCCAAUGAACCUCAUGGCAUCUCUGACUUAUUUGCCGCUUGUGCCAGGCCGCGAUAAUCAUGAACAAGAUCUAUGGUUAGAGGUCAACAUGGACCUUGGGGGGUCCAUGGCCGAGCCCAACGGCCAGCUGGAUCUCGAUGUGGGUCUCUCCAUCGACUUGCAUGCGAACCCGGGAGCGCUGUUUGACGUUUUGGCGACCAACUUCGAUGUGAAGGCUAUGGCAAGGCAAGUGGUGGUCACCUUCUUGCGCGACCCAGCAGUGCAGGAGGCCUGGAAUGACAAUCGGGAGGUCUUCCUGGAGAAUUUGAAGCAGUAUCGAUUUGUCAUGGGCAAAGAUUUGCUGAUGAAGGUGAAGCACAGCCAGACCCUUGCAGAUCUCUCGCCUACUCUUCUUGCGGCAGCAGAGAGUCAGGCCAAUGAUUUGUUUGUGAAGAUCCUCGAGCCGUUCAUCAAAGCCCAUUCUUCUCAGUCAGGGGGAACGGCCUUCCUCGAAGGCUUCAAGGUGUCAGCCCAGAGCGGCGCUGGAUGGGGCCCCGAGACUUCUCAGAUGCUGCAUGCGAGGCUGUUGCCAGUCGGCAGGAAGACCAAAGAGGGCAUCCAAGCCCUCGAGGGGAAAGCGUCGCUGCUGUCGGUCUUUGGACUGGGCGCCUUGCUGCCGCAACCUCCAGCGAUGGGAACUAUCACCACGGCAAGAUUGGAUGGGUUCCACUUCGACUCGCGAUCCAUGCGGAUUGAUGACGCCAUUAUUGAGAACUGGAACACUGCACCAGCAAAUGGGUCCCAGCGAUCAUACCAGGUUCGAACGGCCACUCUUGGCGAAGCGAUUGUGUCUUUGCCAGAGGCGCUACAGCAGAAUUUUCAGAUGUCUGGUGCCAGAUCAUAUAUCACCAUGACACCUGCAAGUAAGAUCACUGCCUCGUAUGGGAAGAACGGGAUUCAGCUUCGGCAGCUGCGCCGCUCUUCCAAGCAGCCUGACAUUCACCACAUUCGUGCAAAGAGUCAGUAUGAUCUUGAUGGCCUCGUGCCUGACGAGUAUCAGCGUCCGACGGGCCCUCCACCAUUGGGCUUCUUGGAAAGGGUUCUGACGCUGAAUGGCACCUUGUCAUUGGAUGUAGAGGGCACGCCUCUCAACGGUGUCAGGUUUUCUUCUCGUGGCAGGAAGCGAGCAAGCCUCGACGUGAAGCCAGUGUUGACGGGUGCUUUAGCGGGCCGCCCGAAGCAUGACACUGGAUACGUGUUCUGGGCCGGAGCCUUGGAGCGCUUCACGGAUUCCACGGCAAAAACCGGCUCAGCCGUCAGGGUGGUGUUGAACUGCGGAUUUCUGCGGCUCUUCGCCUGGCCGCUGGACCCACACAACAAUUUGCAGCGGGUGGAGGGUGGCAGCGGUCAGUGGCAGAUCGACGUGCGGGAUCUGGAGAAGUAUGCCCCUCUGGUGCUCACAGACAAAGACGCGCAGCCAAGCUGGCAAUGUUUGAUGCUGACGCGCUUGCAGUCCUCUGGCUACAUGUGGCGCUCGUCUGUGACUUCGGAGCAGCUUUGUGGCCCGAAAGAGGAGGUGGAUCGACUGUACGGGGCACUGCAGCUGCAGAGCACGCGCUUUGAGGAUAGCAGGGCGGCGGCUUGGAGAUACGGCACGCAUGACAUCCACAAUGCAGAGUUCCUUCUGCCUAGGGGGAGGGAGACAACCAACCUUCAGCAGGUUCUCCUGCAGGCACCUGCUGGGCGGAGCCUUGCCCAGAUGGCAUCCAAGCCGGCCGUUGCCAGUUCUGGCGCCACCCACGCCACCGGCGGCAGCGGCGGCGGCAGCAGCAGCAGCAGCAGCAGCAGCAGCAGCAGCAGCAGCAUCGGUGCCGGCAGUAGGUCUGCCGUGUUUGCCCAGCCGGCAGUUUUGGAGGGCAUUCAGGCCACCGCGCAGGCCGAGUCCAGGGGCCAGGAGGCCACAUCGGUCUUGCGACAGGUGGGGAGUCUCGAGGGCAAGAGGUGCCGUGCACAGGAGGCGCUCGACAAGACCUACUUCCCUCCAGACACGCAUGGUGAUGCGGCUGUCCGCCUUGCCCUGCCAGGCACACCCCUGGGCCCAAUUUUUGUCGUGGUGCAGCAGAUGCAGUUUGUGAACCUCGACUUUGUCGGAAAGCUGCAUCGCCAGAGCGACUCUAGCUUUGGCUUUGAAAUCGGAGGCCCCGAUGGCAGUCCUGCCACCGUGCAGAUGUAUAUUGAUGGCAUUGAUUUCUCUGCCCCUGAGUCAUCUUUGCCGGGCCUUGCCAAAGCAGUCUCAGCUGUGGACAGUGUCCUGCGGCCUGUGUACACGCUUGGUAUGGGUUCGAGUGACAGUCUUGAAAGGGGGCCUUUGGUCGUGAAAUUCAAGAUGAAGGGCGUUUUCAAGCUGAAGUCUGGCCAUUGGAGCAUUCAGCCCAAUGCAUUAUCGCAGGUUUCGAUGAAGUUUGGCAAAGGUGGUGCUGUGCAGUCCCUUGUGAACCACUUGAUCGAUUCGUACGGGAACAUGGACCAGGUCUUCUUGAAAAAUGUAUGGCCAUUCAUGGCAGGCCUCAUUCCUGAAAGCAUGGGCACUGCAUUCACAGAGGUGCAGGAGAAGGAUGGCAAGCUCACCCAUGAGUACAGGAUCAAGGGCAAGUGCCAGGGUCGGGCUGGCGACAAGUGUGGAUCCAACAAAGUGGAUAUUGAAAUCGAAGAUACUACGCGGGUGACCAUGGUGGCGGCACCCAUUACGAGGAAGUAUGUCGAGGAGCACUUGCAACAAUCCGAUGAUUUGAACGAUUCGUUGGUCAUUCACUCGCUGAAAUCCUACCUGAACUGCACGGACUCGGGCCAAGGGAGCGUCUUGAACGGCGUGCUGGGCGAGGCGGCUGUUGCCCUGGACUUCUCCCCCGAUCACCGGCUGCAGGUGAACGUAUCCACCCAAGCUGCCGCUCCGAACGGCAUGAUGGAGUGCUUGAUGGGCACGAAGCUUUUUCAGGGCUGUGUGCCCGAGCUCCCGGAAAGGCUCCACAGCGACGGCUCCUUGAGAAUGGAGGGCACGGAAAGGUUUUAUUUGCCUCAGGCCUUCAUCAAGGGCCUGCGGCUGCCCUUGAGCCUGGGGGGCAAGGAGGAUGCCUUGGAGUUCAGCGCCACUUUCCGCAAGGUGGAUGUGGUGGUGGUCGGCGCUGAGCCAGGUCCAGUGCAAACGCUGUACGGCAACUUCGACCUUGUACUUGACAGAGCGAAUGGCUUGGUGCUCAAGAGAGUCAAGGACGGCUUCCCGUUGCUCUCGGUAAAUAUCGGAGAAGAGUAUUUGCUGGAACCGAUGCGGUCUUUUUCCAAAAACUGGACGCAUCCGCCCAAUGUGAGAAAAGCUGAUCCAGAAAUGCCUGACGGCAUAGUCCCGAGAAGGUUUCAGAGGCCUCAUUCUCAGAUGCUUGAGAAGCUGGAUAUCGAGAAGCUGGUCGAGGCGGCGCGGGCAACUGCAGGGGUGAAAGUGCAGGGAGGCCUGCAGGAGACGAAGGAGACCCUUGAAGCCAGCGUGUACCUGUCAAUAUCGGCGACCCUGAACUUCGGAAACGACUUCUGGCGCGCAGUCAUCACGCGUAGAGUGCGUGAUGAUGGCUUCCUUUACGUGUCUGCGAGUGGCCUUUAUGGGACAAUGUCGGGCACCACAGCGCCUAGUACUCGGGCAUUUCUGGAGAUGAGCUGUGGCAAUAUUCAUGUCUAUCAACUAAAACAAGGCAUACAACCCUACAGUGAGGUUUUGCUGACGGUGGAUUUGUACGAAUACUACAAGAAUCCAGAGAUGAGAAAACCCAAGAUUAUGUCGAUCAAAGACGGUAUGUCGUGCUGGCUCGCAAACGUGGAGAGCAACCUGUUUCACACGAGCCGGAACUAUUUCUGUGGCAAGGACGCAGACAUCGACCUGCUGCAGGAGGCGCUCUCCUUGCAGUUUCGUCGAUUCAGCAACGUGGAGCAGGCGAUUCAGCCUGCGAAGGCGGCAGAUGAGCAGUCGCUUGCAGACACCCACAGAGCCGGCUACGGCUUUGCCUUUCUCGGGACUCAGAUCAUUUUUGCAGACACAACCUGGUUUCGACGGUUCAACCCCUGGGACAGGGCGAGCUGGUUGCCAGAUCUGCUGCCCCCGGCAUCUGUUGCAGAGGUGCAAACGCCGCGGGAGCGUUGGCUUUGGGCCCUGCUUACUCCUGCCCAAGCCUAAGGACUAGAUUGUUGCACCCCUGUCGUGCAUAUGGAGGA